UUAAUUUAAUAAUUUAAUAUAAUUAAGUUUAUUAAUUCGUAUAUUGUGUUGCAUAUUAUUGUAUACGUUUAUUCGUCAUGGAAAAAUCAGAUGAUGAUAUUAUGGCCACUAUUGGUUGCUUGGUAGCAGUUAAUUGCUUGAAAAAAACACGCGUAAAAAAGAGGGAAAGAAGUGUAUGGGUGAAGGAAUGGUUGUCAAAAAGAGCACAAUACUCACAUGUCAACCUGAUAAAUGAGCUCAGAAUUUGCCCUAAAGACUGGCAAAAUUAUUUAAGGAUGGACGAGGACACAUACGUGAAAUUACUGUCAUUAGUCACCCCUUUUAUCAAAAAAAAUGAUACGGUCAUGAGACGAGCCAUUUCACCCCAUGAAAGGCUCACGGCGACUCUCAGGUUUUUGGCAACAGGAAGAAGUUACGCAGACUUGAAGUUUUCGACAAUUAUUUCCCCACAGGCUCUUAGUUGCAUCAUCCCAGAAACUUGUAAUGCUAUCUAUCGAGUUCUAAACCAGGAUUAUUUAAAGAUUCCUCGAACGGCCCAAGAAUGGAAGGGUAUUUCAAAUGAAUUUGACACAAAAUGGAAUUUUCCCCACUGCCUAGGAGCUAUGGAUGGAAAACAUAUUACCAUUGUACCCCCUGCUGGAAGUGGGUCUAAUUAUUACAAUUAUAAAGGGAGGCAUAGUAUGGUUUUACUUGCUAUAGCUGACGCCAACUAUCAAUUUAUAAUGUGUGAUUUUGGUACAAAUGGAAGAAUUUCAGAUGGUGGAGUUCUGAAAAACACGAUAUUUUAUAAAAAACUUGAAAAAAAUCUAUUAAACAUCCCUCAGCCUGAUAGAAUCAGAAACUCUGAUAUCAAUGUGCCCUACGUUUUUGUUGUAGAUGAUGCUUUCCCUCUGACAGAAAACAUGAUGAAACCAUUUAGACGAGCUCAAUUAACUUCCGUCAACAGAAAGAUAUUUAACUACCGCUUGUCCCGAGCCAGACGCAUUAUUGAAAAUGCAUUCGGAAUUUUGGUGGCUCGAUUCAGAAUAUUUCAUACAGCAAUCAACUUGAAACCCGAACACAUUGAUUCCGUCGUUAUGGCUUGCUGUGUACUACAUAACUUUUUACUAAAAAUGGUACCUAGUUCGUAUGCUCCUCCAGAGUGCUUUGACCGUGAAAAUACGAGUGAAGGCACAAUUUUAACAGGAUAUGAAGCACAAAACGAUCACACAUAUGGAUUAAAUAGAAGCAAUUUAGGAAACCCACCUCGAUCGGCCAAAGAGUUGCGUGAGGAUUUUAUGAAAUAUUUUGCUAAUGAAGGUCAAGUUCCUUGGCAACAGGACUGUAUUUGAAAUUUUAUUAUUUUAUUAUACUUAUGUACUAACUAAAUACUUAUUGUAAUAUUAAUCAAAUAAAGUCUAUACUAUUUAAAAUAUGCCAUUAUUGUAUGCCAAUUCAAUUAAAAUUAUAACUUACGUUUCCAAAAAUACUGUUUUCAUUAUCAAAAUCGUUUUCUAAACUGGAAUGGGAAGUUCUUGGUGUAUCUUGGUCACCCAGAAAACUAAAUCAAAAAAUUACAAGCG
Molecule: messenger RNA, 1562 nt
Organism: Melanaphis sacchari
Lineage: Eukaryota; Metazoa; Arthropoda; Insecta; Hemiptera; Aphididae
Product: putative nuclease HARBI1
Exons: 2
Coding region: 78-1331 (417 amino acids)
Source: RefSeq, a predicted model, not a curated record